GCCUUCCCCACUUUCUCUUUCUUUAAUAUCUUCCUUCGUCCUCCUUAAUGACUUCACGGUCCUUCACGGCGCUCGCGGUGGGCGCAUUGGCCCUCUUCGCGGGACCUGUCCUUGCAAACCCUUCAUCAUACAACCUGCACGCGAAACUGCAGAAGCGCUCGAGCGGAGUAACGGCCAACACCAACGGUGUGGCCGCGCAGACCUACGACUACAUUGUUGUUGGCGCUGGUCUCACAGGGGUCACUGUGGCGGCACGCCUCGCGGAGAACUCAUCAGUUUCAGUUCUCGUUAUCGAGGCGGGCGGCGACAACAGGACGAAUUCCCAAGUUUACGAUAUCUACCAGUACAGCGAUGCAUUCAACGGACCUAUGGACUGGGCAUGGCCGUCCGACGCCGGAAAAGUGAUUCAUGGCGGCAAGACUCUUGGUGGUAGUACCUCCAUCAACGGAGGCGCGUGGACUCGCGGACUGAAUGCGCAGUACGACGCGAUCUCCAGCCUGCUCGAGGACUCUGAGCAGUCCGUCGGAUGGAACUGGGAGAGCCUUUUCGAUUACAUGAAGAAGGCCGAGACGUUCUCUGCGCCCAAUGCCCAGCAGCAGGCCAAGGGUGCACAGUCCAUCGCAUCCUACCAUGGCACGUCUGGUCCUGUUCAGGUCACAUUCCCCGAUGAGAUGUACGGCGGUCCGCAGAUGAAGGCCUUUGUUGACACGAUGGUGAAUGUUACCGGCAUCAAGCAUUACAAGGACCUGAACGGCGGUACGCCGAACUGUGUCUCGUAUACUCCCUUGAGUUUGGACUGGCACAGAGACGACCACCGCUCAUCCUCCAUUGAGGCGUACUAUACCCCGGUCGAGGAUCUACGCGCCGGCUGGACGCUUCUAAUUGAACACCAGGUCACCAAGAUUCUCUUCCAGAACAGCACUAGCGCUCCUCACGUCGCCACCGGCGUUGAGUUCGGCAAGGCUGAUGGUACUGGAAGCAGACAAGUUGCUCACGCGCGUAAGGAGGUCAUCCUGGCUGCCGGUGCUAUCAACACCCCGGCUUUGCUGCAGCUCUCCGGCAUCGGCGACUCCGGCCUUCUCAGCGCCCUUGGGAUCCCCACGAUAGUCGACCUCAAGACUGUUGGAAGAAAUCUCCAGGAACAGACGAUGAACUCGCUCGGCGCGAACGGCAACGGCUUUGAUACGGGAGGCCAUGGCCCGACCGAUGCGAUCGCGUACCCUAACAUAUACCAGCUCUUUGGGUCAAACGCGGGAGCGUCGGUCCAGAAGAUCCAGUCGUCGUUGAACGCGUGGGCACAAUCGCAGUCUCACAAUGCCUUCUCUACCUCUGCACUGGAGACCAUCUACAACAUCCAGGCCGGGCUCAUCAUUGAUAACAAUGCUCCAGUCGUUGAGAUGUUCUUCGACAGUGGUUACCCUGAUGACCUUGGGAUCGACAUGUGGCAACUUCUGCCUUUCUCCCGCGGCAAUGUUACCAUCAAGUCCGCCAAUCCGUUCCAGAAGCCCGCCGUCAGCGUGAACUAUUUCAGCGUCGACUGGGACCUCGACGUCCAGAUCGCGGGCGCCCGUCUCUCGCGCAAGAUCCUCGCCACCCCGCCCCUCGCCAACCUCCGCUCCGCCAAGGGCGAGACGCACCCAGGACUGAAGACGGUCCCCGACAACGGCGACGGCGGCUCGGACGCAGACUGGAAGAAGUGGAUCGUCCAGGACGGCACGGGCGGCGGCUUUUCUGCGGUCUCGCACCCGAUCGGCACGGCGGCGAUGAUGAAGCGCAGCCUCGGCGGGGUCGUCGACGCCCAGCUGAGGGUGUACGACACCGCCAACGUGCGCGUCGUGGACGCGUCGAUCCUCCCGUUCCAGAUCAGCGCGCACCUCUCGAGCACGCUUUACGGCGUUGCGGAGAAGGCGGCGGACCUCAUCAAGGCUGCCCAAUGAACGACCGACGCGGCACUCUGACUUCUACGCUCGAUAUGUCUGCUUACGCCUGGGAGGGUUAUCCCGCACUUGCGCUGCUACCUUUGAUGCGGAAAUAGCUGACUUAUGAUUUUGAGCACCUCCCAUUGGACUACCUUGCGGCUUCUAACUUAUUGACACUGUGAACUCGGACUAUUUACGCCCUGUCUCACCAUUCGUUGAUGCUGAUCGCUCGAUCGCUGAACUAUUAUAUCGACAUGUGCUGUAAUAGUAGAUUGUCGAAGGUAUGUACCUUAUACUAUAUAGUACAAGCAGUCUCUGGCUCUAC
Molecule: messenger RNA, 2244 nt
Organism: Dichomitus squalens LYAD-421 SS1
Lineage: Eukaryota; Fungi; Basidiomycota; Agaricomycetes; Polyporales; Polyporaceae
Product: alcohol oxidase
Exons: 9
Coding region: 48-1937 (629 amino acids)
Molecular function (GO): oxidoreductase activity, acting on CH-OH group of donors; flavin adenine dinucleotide binding
Source: RefSeq, a predicted model, not a curated record